Molecule: messenger RNA, 1321 nt
Organism: Musa acuminata AAA Group (dessert banana)
Lineage: Eukaryota; Viridiplantae; Streptophyta; Magnoliopsida; Zingiberales; Musaceae
Product: pumilio homolog 2-like
Exons: 6
Coding region: 677-1063 (128 amino acids)
Source: RefSeq, a predicted model, not a curated record
CUGUGGAGCUUUACAACUCGAAACUGGAGCCGAACAAAUAAAAAAAUCAAUAUUUUUUUCUUUGGUUUCCAGACAUAACAAACAACAGAAAUAAAAUAACACGACACCGCCCAAACGGAGCCGAUCGGAACGGGGAAAUAGUAAGAGUGAUUAGGUUGUCUGAGUCGGGAGCAAACCCUCUCGAGGAGACGAAACCCCAACCAUUGCGACAUCUCCCUCCUCCUCCUCCUCCUCCCUCGAGAUUGGAGAUUGAGAGGGUCGGCGACGAGAAGAAGCCGGUGGUCGCCCGUAGUCUCCUGGAACGGCGGCUUCAGCUUCACGCUCCAGUUCUACGGCGCCAAUCCCGAUUCCGCCACCUUUCUGCGACAUCGUAUUAGCCCUUAGUACUGGCGAUGGCGCACACUCUUGAAGUAUGCCGAUAGUUUAUGAACUUGAUGGUGAGCACAUCGAUUCUUCCUUUUAUCCAGAUCAAGUUAUACAAAUUUUGUUGGCCAAAUACUUCUCGUUAAUUGCUGUGGACUGUUCUCAAGAAAUACACCGUCAAUGCCGGUCCGAAACCUGGAUUAAAAAAGCAGAGGUGCGCAUUCGGCGCAGCCAUAUAAAGUUUUGCAGAUCUCAUACACAUGGAUCUUAAUCACAUUCUGUACAGGCCUAGGUCGUCAUAUCCGGGAGCUAAAUGGUGGGAAAAGAUCCACAGACACUUGGGUCAUUAGAGGUUGUUGUUGUAUUUGCGGCCCUACUAGUGCAGAAGAUUCUUGAAACAUGCACUGAUGAACAUUGUGCAAUCUUGCUCGAUCACAUAAAAGUUGAUCUGCAGGCUUUGGAGAAAGUUGCCUACAAGAAACAUAUGGUUGCUUGGGCAGAGCAGUCAUGUGGUGAAGAUGACAAAGUUGUGUUAUGGAUGAACACAGUUUCUCCUCCUGUGAAUGAUUGCAAAUAUGAAGCAGCCAAAGAUGCGUUAGCCCCUGCUCUGAUUGAGUGCUUGAUGAUCAUUGGAUCUGUCUUCGAAGCUCAUCGUAUCCUUUGGGGCAUCACACGAAGCAUAGAUUUCGACUUUAAUUAAACCAACCAACCAACCAACCAGAUUUAUGUCAGAGUAACGUGAUACAAAUGAUACAGCAUGAUGAUGAUGAUGAUGCCUGUGGUAUACAUCCCCUUGAUUUACACGAAACAGUGGUGUAACGCUGGGUAUUAAUAUAUAAAUCCAGCUUAGUGUCCGAUGGUACAGAGGUUAUUGAAUUGGAGCUGCAGUCGACAAAGACUAACGCGUGUAACAACUGAGAAUGAUACUAUGAAUGAUGAUUAUUCUGACGAUUGGAGA